This is a messenger RNA of Tupaia belangeri chinensis (Chinese tree shrew), 690 nucleotides long. Its product is annotated as olfactory receptor 13G1-like. Gene Ontology annotation, biological process: G protein-coupled receptor signaling pathway. The transcript is spliced from 2 exons. The coding region runs from base 1 to 690 and encodes 229 amino acids. Gene Ontology annotation, molecular function: olfactory receptor activity; G protein-coupled receptor activity. Gene Ontology annotation, cellular component: membrane. The record is from RefSeq and is a predicted model, not a curated record. Lineage: Eukaryota; Metazoa; Chordata; Mammalia; Scandentia; Tupaiidae.
AUGAACCACAGCGUGGUGACCGAGUUCAUAAUUCUGGGCCUGGCCAAAACACCUGAACUCCGGGGGCUGCUCUUCCUGAUCUUCCUCUUGGUCUACCUUGUGGCUUUCCUUGGCAACAUGCUCAUUGUCGUCGCCAUCGCCUGCAACACCACCCUGCACACCCCCAUGUACGUCCUCCUCCUGGCACUCGCCAUCGUUGACAUCAUCUGCACAACGAGCAUCAUGCCCAAGAUGCUGGGGACCAUGCUGGCCUCCGGCAAGACCAUCUCCUACGGGGGCUGCAUGUCUCAGCUCUUCUUCUUCACGUGGUCCCUGGGGGCCGAGAUGGUUCUCUUCACUGCCAUGGCCUAUGACCGCUACGUGGCCAUCUGCUUUCCCCUCCGGUACAGCACUAUCAUGAGCCACUGCACGUGCGUGGCCUUGCUCGGCACCGUCAUGGCCAUCGCAGUAACCAACUCCUGGGUGCACACAGGUCUCAUCCUGAGGCUGACUUUCUGUGGCCCAAACACCAUCGACCACUUCUUCUGCGAGAUCCCGCCGCUGCUGGCUCUGUCCUGCAGCCCCGUGAGGGUCAAUGAAGUGAUGGUGUACGUCGCGGAUAUCACCCUGGCCGUGGGGGACUUCGCGCUCACCUGCAUCUCCUACGGCUUCAUCGUCGCCGCCCUUCCCCGCCCGCCAUUCAGUCCCUAA